This is a messenger RNA of Camelina sativa (false flax), 2328 nucleotides long. RefSeq lists its product as uncharacterized. Gene Ontology annotation, molecular function: nucleic acid binding; RNA-DNA hybrid ribonuclease activity. The record is from RefSeq and is a predicted model, not a curated record. NCBI's taxonomy places the organism in Eukaryota, Viridiplantae, Streptophyta, Magnoliopsida, Brassicales, Brassicaceae.
AUGGCAGUCAAGACUGACAUGAGCAAGGCCUAUGACCGCAUUGAAUGGAGCUUCAUACGACAUGUUUUGGAAAGAAUGGGUUUUCACCCUACAUGGACAAACUGGAUAAUGCAGUGCGUUUUUUCAGUCUCUUACUCUUUCCUUCUCAAUAAUUCUGUCCAAGGUUCAGUUCUCCCGCAGCGAGGCAUCCGUCAGGGUGACCCUUUGUCACCAUACCUGUUCAUCCUCUGUACGGAGGUUCUCUCUGGUAUCUGCACAAAAGCUCAGGCAGCAGGUCGGCUCACAGGCAUUCGAGUCGCCAAAGGGUGCCCCAGAAUCACUCAUCUCCUCUUCGCAGAGGACACCAUGUUCUUCUGCAGGGCAAACGAAACAAGCUGUGUAGAGCUCACCAAAAUUCUCGAAAAAUACGGACAGGCGUCACGGCAAAUGAUUAAUAAACAGAAAUCAGCCAUCACAUUUUCAAGAAAAACCCCGAGACCACUCAAAGACGCUACAAAACACCUCCUCAACAUUCAAAAAGAAGGAGGCCUUGGCAAGUAUUUAGGACUUCCAGAGCUCUUUGGGAAAAAGAAAGAGGAUUUGUUUAAUGGUAUAAUCGACAGGAUCAGACAAAGAGCACUUAGCUGUUCAUCCCGGUUUCUUUCUGCUGCUGGUAAAACUACACUCCUGACUUCGGUCCUAGCGGCAAUGCCCACAUAUACAAUGUCGUGUUUCAAGAUCCCUGUAUCCCUGUGUAAACGGAUCAAGUCAGCUCUAACACGCUUUUGGUGGGAUGCAAAUGAUGGGAAAAAGAAGAUGGUUUGGGUCUCAUGGGACAAACUUACACUAUCGAAACGAGAUGGGGGUCUUGGCUUUCGAGAUAUCCAACGUUUCAAUGACGCCCUCCUAGCGAAAGUGAGCUGGCGAAUCCUCACAAAUCCAACUUGCCUCCUGGCACGAACCCUCUUGGGAAAAUACUGCAAACAUUCGUCAUUCCUAACUUGUAAUGUCCCUAAUGCUGCAUCCCAUGGCUGGCGAGGGAUCUGUGCAGGAAGAGACCUUAUCCAAGGAAACACUGGCAAGGUUAUAGGCGAUGGAAAAGACACCAGUGUGUGGUAUGACCACUGGUUAUCCUUUUCAGAACAAAAAGCUCCUAUGGGACCACCAAACAAGGAAGACCAGUCUCUUCGGGUUGCGGAUCUCUGGAUCCCCGCAACUCAAUCAUGGAACCUGGAAAAGAUAUCAGAGAUAAUUCCUGAAUAUCAGAAUGAAAUCAUAGCGAUCAGGCCAAGUACAAUGGGAGCAAGAGACAAACUUAUCUGGCUAUCCUCGACAUCUGGUGAAUAUAGCUCAAAGUCUGGCUAUUUUGAAGCCACCAAAGACACCGCUGCAAUGAUCAAACAAACCUGUCAUAUAGAAGAGUUUAGUUGGACAUCCAAUGUGUGGAAUAUCAAAAGCUCCCCGAAACUAAAGUUCCACUUGUGGAAAAUGUUGAGAGAAGCUCUACCUGUGGGACAAAACCUUCGGACCCGUGGAAUUGAAUCGGCGGCCUGCAUCCACUGCAACCAAGAGGAGUCAACCCUCCACCUCUUCUUUCAAUGCCCCUUUGCUACACAAGUUUGGAGCUUGACUCCUUUCAAGAACCCUUUUAUACCCUCGCGAAUCUCUUCUCUAUUUCAUGGAAUAGAAACCCUUCAACGCCAAAUCUCCCUGCCCCCAGUGGGAUUGGGGGAGACUCCGCUUGCACCAUGGAUCCUCUGGCACCUCUGGACAUCAAGGAAUAAGAAACUCUUCGAAGACCGUCAGAUCUCAGCAGCAGAGACCCUCACGACUGCAAUUGUUCAGGCAAAGGAAUGGAGUGCAGCUCAACUCGUAAAGCCCUCAACAACCCGGGUGAAUCCCUCAGUACCACGACCUUUGGCGGAUCCAGAUCUGACCACCAUCUUCACUGAUGUGGCCUGGCGAAGUGACACUCAGGAUGCUGGCUUUGGAUGGGCUAUCUCUUACCCUGGAUCCCAAACAGAUCUCCGUCGACAAUCAUCCGCCAGACAUGUACGAUCGGCCCUCAUGGCUGAAGCGAUGGCCAUCCACCAAGCUAUCCUCCAUGCCAAAGAUAUCGGUAUUACAAAAUUCUCUCUAGCUUCAGACUCCUUACAGGUGAUCAAAGCAAUCAAUUCGGCAGCUCCUCAAACGGAACUCCAUGGGAUUCUUCAUGAUAUCCUCCUUCUAUCAUCGGACUUUGAAGACGCUCAAUUUCGUUUUGUCUCACGAAAAGAUAAUUGUGUUGCACACGACUUAGCAAAAUCAAGUCUCUUUAGUUUCUCCUCUGUACCCGGUCUAACCGGUUAA